Nannospalax galili (Upper Galilee mountains blind mole rat) is the source of this 2491-nucleotide messenger RNA. RefSeq names its product dedicator of cytokinesis protein 1. Gene Ontology annotation, cellular component: cytoplasm; plasma membrane. NCBI's taxonomy places the organism in Eukaryota, Metazoa, Chordata, Mammalia, Rodentia, Spalacidae. The record is from RefSeq and is a predicted model, not a curated record. The transcript is spliced from 23 exons. Gene Ontology annotation, molecular function: small GTPase binding; guanyl-nucleotide exchange factor activity. The annotation marks the transcript as partial. Gene Ontology annotation, biological process: small GTPase-mediated signal transduction; cell migration.
CAGUUGUUUUAAUGCAAUGAACCGGCCUCCAGGAAUCAGCAUCUGGGAACCCAGGGCAAAGCAAGGAAACUUGCUGGAGCCUAAUUUUUACUCUUUUUAUAACUAUGAUGCCAGGGGAGCAGACGAACUGUCCCUGCAGAUAGGAGACACUGUACACAUCCUAGAAACGUAUGAAGGGUGGUACAGAGGCUACACUUUAAGGAAAAAGUCUAAGAAGGGCAUAUUUCCCGCUUCAUACAUUCACCUUAAAGAAGCGAUUGUUGAAGGAAAAGGGCAACAUGAAACUGUCAUCCCAGGCGACCUCCCUCUCAUACAGGAAGUCACCACAACGCUGCGAGAGUGGUCCACCAUCUGGAGGCAGCUCUACGUGCAAGAUAAUAGGGAAAUGUUUCGAAGUGUGGGACACAUGAUCUAUGACCUUAUCGAGUGGCGGUCGCAGAUUCUUUCUGGAACUCUGCCCCAGGAUGAGCUCAAAGAGCUGAAGAAGAAGGUCACAGCCAAAAUUGAUUAUGGAAACAGAAUUCUUGAUUUGGACCUGGUGGUGAGGGAUGAAGAUGGUAACAUUUUAGAUCCAGAACUAACCAGUACCAUUAGCCUCUUCCGAGCUCAUGAAGUGGCUUCUAAGCAAGUGGAGGAAAGACUGCAAGAAGAAAAGUCUCAAAAGCAGAACAUGGAUAUCACCAGGCAGGCGAAGUUUGCGGCCACCCCUUCUCUGGCCCUGUUUGUCAACCUCAAAAAUGUGGUUUGUAAAAUAGGAGAAGACGCUGAAGUCCUCAUGUCUCUUUAUGACCCCAUAGAGUCCAAAUUCAUCAGUGAAAACUACUUGGUCCGUUGGUCAAGUUCAGGAUUGCCUAAAGAUAUAGACCGGUUACAUAAUUUACGUGCUGUUUUUACGGACCUCGGAGGCAAAGACCUGAAGAGGGAGAAAAUUAGUUUUGUAUGCCAGAUUGUCCGAGUGGGCCGCAUGGAGCUGAGGGACAGCAACACCAGGAAACUGACCUCGGGGCUGCGGCGACCAUUUGGCGUGGCAGUGAUGGAUGUCACUGACAUAAUAAAUGGAAAAGUUGAUGAUGAAGACAAACAGCAUUUCAUCCCCUUCCAGCCGCUCGCAUUGGACGACGCCAUUCGACACAAGCCGCUGAACAUGUCAUCCCGUUUUUCACCCAGGGUGGCAGGGGAGAAUGACUUCCUUCAGACUGUUAUAAACAAAGUCAUCGCUGCCAAAGAGGUCAACCACAAGGGGCAGGGUUUGUGGGUGACGUUGAAGUUACUUCCUGGAGAUAUCCAUCAGAUUCGGAAGGAGUUUCCUCAUUUGGUGGACAGGACCACAGCUGUGGCCCGCAAGACUGGGUUUCCAGAGAUUAUCAUGCCAGGUGAUGUUCGAAAUGAUAUCUAUGUGACCUUAGUUCAAGGGGAUUUUGAUAAAGGCAGCAAAACGACUGCGAAGAACGUGGAGGUGACAGUGUCUGUCUACGAUGAAGAUGGGAAGCGACUGGAGCACGUGAUCUUCCCCGGUGCUGGUGACGAGGCGAUCUCCGAGUACAAAUCUGUGAUUUAUUACCAAGUGAAGCAGCCUCGCUGGUUUGAGACUGUUAAGGUGGCCAUCCCCAUCGAGGAUGUGAACCGGAGUCACCUUCGAUUUACCUUCCGCCAUCGAUCGUCGCAGGACUCUAAGGACAAAUCUGAGAAAAUAUUUGCACUAGCAUUUGUGAAGCUGAUGAGAUACGAUGGGACCACACUGAGAGACGGAGAACAUGACCUUAUAGUCUACAAGGCCGAAGCCAAGAAGCUGGAAGACGCAGCCACCUACCUAAGCCUUCCGUCCACGAAGGCAGAAUUGGAGGAGAAGGGCCACUCGGCCACCGGCAAGGGCAUGCAGAGUCUCGGGAACUGUACCAUCAGCAAAGAUUCCUUCCAGAUCUCCACGCUGGUGUGCUCCACCAAACUGACGCAGAACGUGGACCUGCUGGGGCUGCUCAAGUGGAGAUCCAACACCAACCUUCUACAGCAGAACUUGAGGCAGCUGAUGAAGGUGGACGGUGGUGAGGUGGUGAAGUUCCUACAGGACACCUUGGAUGCUCUCUUCAACAUCAUGAUGGAGAACUCGGAGAGUGAGACGUUUGAUACGCUGGUGUUUGAUGCGCUGGUCUUUAUCAUUGGACUGAUUGCUGAUAGGAAAUUUCAGCAUUUUAAUCCUGUUUUGGAAACCUACAUUAAGAAGCACUUCAGUGCCACCUUAGCAUACACGAAGCUGACGAAGGUGUUACGGACCUACGUGGACAAUGCCGAGAAGCCGGGAGUCAAUGAGCAGCUGUACAGAGCCAUAAAAGCCUUGGAGUACAUCUUCAAGUUCAUCGUGCGCUCACGGAUACUGUUCAAUCAGUUGUAUGAGAGCAAGGGGGAGGCCGACUUCGUGGAGUCCUCACUGCAGCUCUUCCGGUCCAUCAACGACAUGAUGAGCAGUGUGUCGGAGCUCACGCUCAGGGUGAAG